UUGAGCUAUGCUUGAAAAAUCGAGACGCCGUUGGUUGAAGUUAGGUUGAGAUCGCGACUUAUUACCGCACGGGAUUUCCUCGCUUUCGUCAUUUUCCCACUUGGUCCUUCCACUAGACUCCGUCCCUCCGUCCCGCGACAAGAUGACUACCUCAAGGCGCCUUGCUGAUAGGAAAGUAGCAAAGUUUCAGAAAAAUAUAACAAAGAGGGGGUCUGUGUCUGAGUCAACAGCAAAGAAAGGAAACGACUAUCCUGUUGGGCCUAUUGUUCUCGGGUUCUUUAUCUUUGUUGUUAUUGGAUCGUCGCUGUUUCAGAUAAUUAGAACAGCAACAAGUGGGGGGAUGACAUAAAGCAAGUAGAUGAUCAAAUAUUUGAGACUGAGGCUGAUGAUGCUUUUUGUAUUACCCUAAUGUAAACUCAAAAUGUUAGGAGUUUAUCCUGUUUGGAGUUCCUCAAUGGAUGACUUGAAAAUCAAUGGCUGAUCCUUUUCACUUUGACAA
Molecule: messenger RNA, 499 nt
Organism: Musa acuminata AAA Group (dessert banana)
Lineage: Eukaryota; Viridiplantae; Streptophyta; Magnoliopsida; Zingiberales; Musaceae
Exons: 3
Coding region: 143-349 (68 amino acids)
Biological process (GO): endoplasmic reticulum unfolded protein response
Cellular component (GO): endoplasmic reticulum
Source: RefSeq, a predicted model, not a curated record